AAAACUAAAAACUAACAUACCUCUGAUUUUGGGCUUGAAAUGUUCUUUUAGAUUUAAAUUAAAUCUUUCUUACAAUAGUUCCCUUCAUUCAAUUACAUAUCUAGUGAGCUUUAAAUAACAUUUAAGGAAAAUAUGAUUUUAGAAUAUUUAUUUUCUGCGCAUAUUCAAGAUUGUGUCGAUAUUUUAUCAGAAAAUGAUAAUUUAACGUAUUACAGUAUAAAUAUAGAUUUUUUGAAGCUCUUUGAAUCAUUUCCUGAUAUUGGUGAUAAAGUAUUAUGUAGUCCAAUAGAUACUUUACCUGCUUGCAAUAGAGAUAUCAUUAAAGCGCAACAGAAUUUAAUAGAAAAAGAAGAAUAUAAAAACUUAAUUGUUAAGCUGAAGCAUUGCAGUCUGAAACGGAAUGUACAUGCAAGAUUUUUUGGAUUACCAGUGUGUCCUGAACUACAUCGGAUAAUCUUCCCAAAGAAUGUUGAUUUGGGAUGUUUUCUUAAGGUCAAUGGAACAAUUGUACGUGUGACACAAACAAAAAUGCUGGAAUAUCAAAGGAAAUAUGUCUGUAUGAAAUGUAAAUAUGAGAAUUUAGUAGAAGCAGAUUUUGAAAAUAGAUAUAUCUUAAAGGGUCCUACUAAGUGUGGUAACACGGAGAGUAGGUGUAAAUGUUCGACCUUUACACAAGUGAAUAUGGUAUCCAGAGAAUAUUGUAAGGAUUAUCAGGAAAUUAAAAUACAGGAGCAAGUAAACAAGCUCAGUAUUGGUACAAUUCCGGGCUCCAUGUGGGUUGUGUUAGAGGAUGAUUUAGUGGAUUCUUGUAAGCCUGGCGAUGAUGUGAUUAUUUGUGGUACAGUUCGACGCCGAUGGCGUCCAUCAACUCAGACUAAACGCUCCGAAGUUGAAUUGGUGUUACAUGCAAAUUACAUAGAAGUGAGCAAUGCACAAAGAUCGGAAGUUAUUGCUUCAGCCCCAGAUGUUAAGGAAUGUUUUGAUGAGUUCUGGGAUAAAUACAAACAUUGCCCUUUAAAGGGUAGAGAUAAAAUAUUGGCAUCUGUUUGCCCUCAGGUAUAUGGCCUGCACCUUGUGAAACUUGCACUACUCUUAACAGUAAUUACUGGGUCAAACAACAUUUUAGAAAAUGAUGAUGAAAAAAAGAACAUAUUAAAUGAUGUUAAACACAUGACCCGAGUUCGUGGACAAUGUCAUUUGUUGCUUGUAGGUGAUCCAGGUACGGGAAAAUCACAGCUGCUACGCGCGGGUACUGAGUUGACGCCCCGUUCAGUGUUUACCUCUGGUGCUGGCAGCACUCGGGCUGGUCUCACUUGUGCUGCUCUUAGAGAAGAUGGUGAGUGGCAGCUGGAAGCGGGUGCUUUAGUGUUGUCCGACGGCGGCGUGUGCUGUAUCGAUGAAAUAUCGCACUUGCGAGACCACGAUAGAACUGCGAUACACGAAGCUAUGGAACAACAGACUAUUUCUAUUGCUAAGGCCGGUAUAGUUUGUAAACUUAACACUAGAUGUGCCGUCAUUGCCGCUUGUAACCCAAAAGGAAAUUAUCAAACCGAUCAACCUUUGAGUGUUAAUGUUUCUCUCGGAACUCCACUGCUAAGUAGGUUUGAUUUAAUAUUCAUCUUAUUGGACUCAAAAAAUAAAAAUUGGGAUAAGCUGGUAUCAUCUUACAUAUUAUUCGGUGGCGCCAAUUCAUCUGAUUCUAAAAUGAGAUGGAGUAUGGAGAAACUUCAGAUGUACAUAGGAUUAAUUGGCCCAAGACAAAUGGAGAUGACAAAAUCAGCAAAUACUAUAUUGCAGCAUUAUUAUAUGAUGCAAAGGAAAUCAGAGUAUAGAGAUCCAUCUAGGACUACAGUUAGAAUGCUGGACAGUCUGGUCAGAUUAUCGCAAGCUCAUUGCCGAUUAAUGUACAGAAAAACAAUUUUAACUGUUGACGCAAUCAUGGCAGUAUCUCUAGUAGACAUAUCUAUGCAAGAUUGUACUUUACCUGACACAGUGGAUGCAUUACAUUCAACAUUUCAGAAAUAUCCAGACUAUGAGUAUCUGUGCAUGGCAAGAAAGCUAUUGACUCGUUUAAGUUUGGAAGAGAUUUGGCGAGAAGAAUUAUUAUAUUACGCAAAACUACUAGAAGUAGAUCACAAAACAUUAGAAAAUGAAAUAAUAAAUGGGAGUAAUGUACUUUUUGCUAAGUUUGAUGAUGUUGAAGAUAUUAAUGUGCCUCUAUCUGCCUCUGUAGUCACUAGUUCAUACUUUAAUAAUAAAAACGAGGAAGCAAUUUCCAAAUCAUGUGUUAAUGACGAAGAAAACACCAUCAAUAAAAAAUUAGCGAAAACGUUAAUGAAACAUUCUACCCUGAAUAAAAAUGAAAGAAAACCACCUGUUAUAGAAAAAAAGGCGACAACUAAACGAAAAAGAAAAGAAGUUACAGUUGAAACAAGUGCUCAAAUUUCAAAUAUAAAGAGAAUUAAAAGGAAAAAUACCAAACAGAAAAAGAGUGUUAAUUCUAAAGAUGAAUCUGGAAGUGAUAGUGAAGAUGUUGAUGUAAAUAAUAUGCUUAAAGCCAUUCCUAGUGUUAAUGAUAACUUUAAUGAACUAGGGAUAGAUUUUAAUUUUAGUUAUGGUAAUUUGGAAGCUCUUGAUGUAGAUAAUGUUACAAGUAAAUCAUUCAAUCAAGUUUCAUCCAAUAUAAAUGAAAAGCCAACAGAUAUAAAAAUUAAAAUCGAAAAGGAACACAUAGAAGAGUUUGAGAAGCAAAAUAAUGACAAUAUGAAAUGUAGUAUUACUGGUGACAUUGGGGAUAAGUCAAAUAAAUCAGAAAUUACACCUAAUAAGUUGAGCAGCAUAAAUAAACUUCAAAAAUUUACAUUUGCUGGCAAAUGUGAUAUCGAUAAAUUAUACGAAGCUAAUAUGAAGAAAGAAAUAGCAGACAAUGUUCAGAAGAAAAUAUCAGACGAAUCAUGCAAUAAAACUAAACUAGUGUCAAGUUCUCAAUUGUCAAUGUUUGAAAGUGAUUGUGAUAUAGAUUUAGAUAUAUAAAAUAAUUUUGUUAUUUAUGUGAAAAAUGAGAUGUGGUUAAUCAUUAUUUGCAGAUGGUUAUCAUGUUAAUAAAAUAAUGUUGCUGUGAGCAUUAGUAGGUGAAAUUAAAUUUAUAAAAUUCAAAGAAACUGUACUUCUUUCGGUACAAUCGUUAUCAGCAUAGAAUAAACAAUUAGUUCAUAGUAUGUCAAUAUGAUUGUUCAUAGAAUUUACAUUAUAAUAAAAAUUUAUGUGUACACGGUAUAUACUGUGUAUG
Messenger RNA from Zerene cesonia (dogface butterfly), 3289 nucleotides. RefSeq names its product DNA helicase MCM9-like. The record is from RefSeq and is a predicted model, not a curated record. Gene Ontology annotation, cellular component: nucleus; MCM complex. Gene Ontology annotation, biological process: double-strand break repair via homologous recombination. Gene Ontology annotation, molecular function: ATP hydrolysis activity; ATP binding; single-stranded DNA helicase activity. The transcript has 12 exons. Lineage: Eukaryota; Metazoa; Arthropoda; Insecta; Lepidoptera; Pieridae. The coding region runs from base 133 to 3033 and encodes 966 amino acids.